AUGCGUGGGCUAGUGAGUCAACUCAAGAAUGUGUCGCCGGCAUGCCACCUCAUGCUUCCUGCAUGGCAGCAUGGGGACAGAUAUGUAGAGGCGCGAGGAGCGCGAAGGGGAGAUGCGUGGGCUAGUGAGUCAACUCAGGAAUGUGUCGUCAGCAUGCCACCUCAUACUUCAUGCCUGGCAGCAGAGGGACAGAUACGUGGGAACAUGCGUGGUGGGACAUGCACGGUGGGACAUGCACGGUGGGACAUGCGUGGUGGGGAGAUGGGUGGUGGGAAGAUGAGUGGUGGGGAGAUGAGUGGUGGGGAGAUGAGUGGUGGGGAGAUGAGUGGUGGGGAGAUGAGUGGUGGGGAGAUGAGUGGUGGGAAGAUGAGUGGUGGGAAGAUGAGUGGUGGGAAGAUGAGUGGUGGGAAGAUGAGUGGUGGGAAGAUGAGUGGUGGGAAGAUGAGUGGUGGGAAGAUGAGUGGUGGGAAGAUGAGUGGUGGGAAGAUGAGUGGUGGGAAGAUGAGUGGUGGGAAGAUGAGUGGUGGGAAGAUGAGUGGUGGGAAGAUGAGUGGUGGGAAGAUGAGUGGUGGGAAGAUGAGUGGUGGGAAGAUGAGUGGUGGGAAGAUGAGUGGUGGGAAGAGGUGGAUGGUGGGGAGAGAUGAGUGGUGGCCUUUUCACUCGACUCAAGACGUGUCGCAAGCGCGCCACCCUCGUGCUUAUUGCCUGGUGGCAUGGGAAGGUGGGUAG
Messenger RNA from Closterium sp. Yama58-4, 729 nucleotides. NCBI's taxonomy places the organism in Eukaryota, Viridiplantae, Streptophyta, Zygnematophyceae, Desmidiales, Closteriaceae. The record is from the annotation of a GenBank genome assembly.